AUAAAGCCAAAGAAGUUCUUAUAUUAACUUUUGUGAAAAUAUUUGUUAGUGAAAAAAGAGUUUAUUAUUUGUGUCCUACUGUUCAACACAUGGAUUAUGCUAGAGAAUAUUUUCAAAAUCUAAACCUUAUUAAUGAUUCAGCAG
Molecule: messenger RNA, 144 nt
Organism: Dentiscutata heterogama
Lineage: Eukaryota; Fungi; Glomeromycota; Glomeromycetes; Diversisporales; Gigasporaceae
Source: the annotation of a GenBank genome assembly